Messenger RNA from Toxotes jaculatrix (banded archerfish), 575 nucleotides. Its product is annotated as cystatin-A-like. The transcript has 3 exons. The coding region runs from base 108 to 398 and encodes 96 amino acids. Lineage: Eukaryota; Metazoa; Chordata; Actinopteri; Toxotidae. The record is from RefSeq and is a predicted model, not a curated record. Gene Ontology annotation, molecular function: cysteine-type endopeptidase inhibitor activity. Gene Ontology annotation, cellular component: cytosol.
UCCAACGGUAGUGCCACAGUAUAAAUAUAUUUGAUAACCAGCUGAAAAGAAACACCUGAGACAUUAACAACAGACAACUGACUUCAGCUUCAACUGACCUUGUGACAAUGGCCAACAUGCCUGGAGGAUGGACUGAGGUACAGGAUGCCACUGAGGAAAUCCAGAGGAUCUGUGAUCACGUGAAGAACCAAGUACAGGAAAAGACAAAGGAGAUAUAUGAGGAAUUCCAAUCAGUUAAAUACAAAAGUCAAGUUGUGCAUGGAGUAAACUACCUCAUCAAGGUUCAGGUAGGAGGGUGCCGUUACCUUUACCUGGCAGUCUUCCAAGAACUUGCCUGUGAUGGAGGAGAAAUUGUGCUGAACAGUGUUUGCGGCUGCGACACCAGUGUACCUUUCUAAUAUGAUCACACAGCCUGUUUCAACUGCUGCAGCCUCAAUUCAGAAUCCUCUGUUACAUAACAUGCCUUUGCAAUAAUGUUAUAGGCAGUGACAUGUGUUAACAAAUGUACAGUUUGAGAUGAGACUCAAAAGUUGAUCACUCUAUUUUGUGAACAAAUAAUAAAGAAUGCCUCCAAA